AUGGCGAAAGAAACACGCAGUGCAAAACGGAAAAGGGGCGAAUCGACUACUGCAGAAGCGUUGACGGCUACCACCAGUGAACCUGCCAGCGUCAACAUCCAACGAUCCCAACAAGUCUGGUACGAUGACGGAAACGUUAUUCUCCAGGUCGAAAACCGCCAAUUCAGAGUUCACAAAAGCAUCCUCUCGAAACAUUCGCCGGUGCUUCGAGACAUGUUCUCGAUGCCGCAACCGGAUGGCCAGCUAAAGGAAGACUGUCCGGUUGUCGUGUUGGAACACGAUUUGGCGAAGGAGUGGGAGCAGGUGCUGGCGCUCAUUUAUGAUGGAUUCAGGGAGGUGAAAUAUGGAGUAAAACUCUGGUUCUCGGAGAUACGCUCCAUCCUGUCCCUCAAUCACAAAUAUGACUUGCCUUCUCUUCGUGAAGAGGCACUUUCUCGGCUGAAACUCGAGUAUCCCCUCGGUCCAGGGUUCGAGGAGGAAAACGCGGUGAAGGAAUUUGGGGAGCGCGAUAAGAGCAUGGAAUUGGACAAUCACACUUCGAUGUGGGAUGUGGUGAAUAUGGCCACCAAGUAUCGGCUCGAGCGAUGGCUCCCUGCUAUCUAUCUGCAGGCUUUGAUGCAGCGAGAUGACGACGAGGCUCUCACCACUCUGAUUUUCGACGGUACCGUAGCCAAAGACGGGACGACGACGACACAACUCGAACCGGCGAUACAGAGACUCCUUCUGAAGGCGCGCGACAGAUUUCGGAAAGUAAUGAAGGACGAGGUCUUUAAUUACUUGUCGAAUGAACGUGUCAUCCCCGGCAACGCCUGCCCUCAACCCAAACGAUGUGCGCUAGCACAAGCAGGACUUCUGCGGGAAACAUGGGGCCAAGGCCCGACAGUCUCCUCGGUUUUUGCUCUAUCGGAGCCAGACGUUGGCAAGCUUUGCCCCGCUUGUUCGAAAGCUGCCAAGUGUACCUUCUGGAAAGCGAGGGUGGAGUUGGUCAAGAAGUUGCCUGCGAUGUUUGAUCUCCCUCUUUGGGAACAGUUGAAGGAAUACGAAGGACAGGUCGCCGAGGAUGAGGAAGGGAAUAACCAGAAUAACCAGUGA
This is a messenger RNA of Coprinopsis cinerea okayama7#130, 1092 nucleotides long. RefSeq lists its product as hypothetical. The transcript is spliced from 3 exons. Bases 1 to 1092 code for a protein of 363 amino acids. Gene Ontology annotation, molecular function: protein binding. The record is from RefSeq and is a predicted model, not a curated record. NCBI's taxonomy places the organism in Eukaryota, Fungi, Basidiomycota, Agaricomycetes, Agaricales, Psathyrellaceae.